AUGGAUUCAAAAGUAGAAAAUGGAGGUGUGAAUGAUGAUGAUAAAGGGUGGAGUUGGGGAAGCUCUAGAACUGUACCCAGUGUCCAAGAAAUAGUAAGAAAUGAUUCUCAGAGUGUUCCUGAAAGGUACAUACAAAAUCAAGAAAACAGACCUCUACAUUCUGAAACAAGUCCAGUUUCAUCUGAAAUCCCAAUCAUAAAUCUCUCUUUGCUUGAUAAUGGAGAUGAAAAUGAGCGAAAAAGAUUGGACUCCGCUUGCAAGGAGUGGGGUUUCUUCCAGAUAACAAACCACGGCGUGACGGACAAGGUGCUGCAUAAAAUGAAGGCUGCUGUGACAGCGUUUUUCGAUCUCCCUUUGGUAGAGAAAAAGAAGUACGCAAAGGCAGCAAAUGAUCUUCAAGGAUAUGGCCAAAUCUAUGUAGUCUCAGAUGAGCAAAAACUGGAUUGGAAUGACAUGAUUAUGUUGAUGACAUUACCAACUAACUGCAGGAAUAUGAAGUACUGGCCAACCACAAUUCCAGGUUUCAAAGAAGCAGUUGAAGAGUACUCCAUAGAAAUGCAGACGCUGACUAACCAGAUCUUUGCCAAUUUAUCAUUGGCAAUGGGCAUGAAAAAAGAGAGUCUAGAAGAGUAUCAUGGGGAAAUGAAACAGUCGGUACGACUUAACUACUACCCGACUUGCUCAAAUCCUGAUUUAGUCAUUGGCAUUAGUCCACAUUCUGAUGAGAGCUCCAUAACCUUACUUCUGCAAGAUGAUGAGAUUUCCGGCCUCCAAGUUAAGCAUGAGGGAGGAUGGGUUGUAGUAAAACCGAUUCCAAACGCAAUAGUUGUGAACAUAGGCGACGCUAUGGAGGUGUGGAGCAAUGGAAUGUAUAAAAGCAUUGAGCACAGAGUUAUUACAAAUGAGAAGAAGGCAAGAAUAUCUGUUGCAACCUUCGUUGUGCCAAACGAAGAAGUGGAAAUUGGUCCACUGGAAGCAGUGGUAGAUGAUGAUCACCCAAGACUGUACAGAACUGUUAAAUACGCUGAUUACAUUAAACACACUGUGACAAGGAAACAGGACGGAAAAGCUCAAACCGACUAUCUCAAGACACACAAUGUUUAG
This is a messenger RNA of Cornus florida, 1104 nucleotides long. Its product is annotated as protopine O-dealkylase-like. Lineage: Eukaryota; Viridiplantae; Streptophyta; Magnoliopsida; Cornales; Cornaceae. The coding region runs from base 1 to 1104 and encodes 367 amino acids. The record is from RefSeq and is a predicted model, not a curated record. The transcript has 4 exons.